This is a messenger RNA of Closterium sp. NIES-65, 4800 nucleotides long. The record is from the annotation of a GenBank genome assembly. NCBI's taxonomy places the organism in Eukaryota, Viridiplantae, Streptophyta, Zygnematophyceae, Desmidiales, Closteriaceae.
AUGGCUGGCUUAUGCAAGGAUGUCGAAUCGCAUUUUUUGGCGAACGAUCUAGAAGCGUGCAGAAGUGUGAUUGGCCGGAUCUUCCGCAACAUCGGGGAGUCUUCGAGUAGCAACCAGCAGAGCAGCCGUGACUGGUUCGUUUACUGCGGAGGUGACACCCUCUUCAUCCGCAUUCUCUCCUCGCCGUUCGCGAAUUCUCGCGAAACAGGUCGCGAAGGAAGCUCCACGGCACUUACCGCGGGAGCAGCAGCGGGAUCUGACGGAGGGGGAAGGGUUGGGGGGGGAUCGCGGAACCGCCGUGGGAUUUUCCGCACGGAGAGCGCGGAGGGAUCGCGGGAGUCGGGGACGCUACGAGAGGGGGAGACGUCGCGCGAGGAGACGGCGCUGUGGAUGAUGCGCAACGACUGCCUGGCGGUGCUGCGCGAGAUGUGCUUCGCGUCCGCGUGCUUCUCCGAGGGGCUGUCCGUGCAGCGCCAGUUCCUCAUCCGCCUCUUCGCGCUCAUGGAGAAUAAGAUCACAUUCGACUACGGUACGCACCAUGGAUGGACAGUGCGCGUCGCAUGCCGGCCAGCGACACUUCUUCGUUCCCGUCUCUCGUUUCUCUGCCCAUCUGAUUCGUUGCUCUUUCUAGCUCUUCGUGCAUCUCGUCUUGAGCUCGUUCUAUGCUUUCCCCGCUUGCGUCCUCCCCUCUACCCCGUCACAGCCGUCGCGCUAGCGGAGGAGAUCCUGGCGGUGGGGGAGGAGACGCUGAAUCUGGGGUCGGUGCCCAACUUCGCGCGCCUGGUGCGCGGGCUGUCGGCGCGGCAGCUCUCCUUCUUCUGCCGCGUGCUCGCCAUGGUCGUCUUCGAACCCGAGGACCGCGCGCCCGAGGUCUCCGCGCUGCAGAAGGGCGCGGACCCGGCGGAGCGCGCGGAGCGGGAGGCGGAGUGGGCGGUGGCGGACGGCAACCACGACGUUCUGCUGGCCAUCCCCGACAUCCUCGCCAACCUCGUCAAGCUGCUGCAGAUGGAGAGCAGCGGCGAGGCGGACCUGUGGUCGCCCAGCCUGAGCGAGUGGCAGCCGCUGCUGGGCGACCUCAUGGCUGGGGAAGACGAGACCGCUGCCGACUGGGGGCCUGAAGAGGACGACGAAGAGGACUAUAACGAGGACGGGGAGGAGUACGAGGAGGAAGAGGAGCAGGAGGAGGAUGAGGAGGUGGAGGAGGAGGUUGAGGAGGUGGAGGAGGAGGUUGAUAUGGAGGGUGAGUUGCUGGAGGAGGACGAGGAUGUGGAGGCAGAGGCAGAGGGGGAGGGAGAGGGAGAGGAGGGGGAGGAAGGGGAAGGGUCUGGGUUCUACGAGGAUGUUGAGGAGGAGAUCGCAGGGGAGGACGACGAGGAGGGCGGAGAAGGGGAGGAGAGACGGGAAGAGGGGGAAGUAGAGGAGGGGGAGGAAGUGCAUGGAGGGGGGAGCAGGAGUGGGGGCGAGCGGCAGGGGACCAGCACCCAUAGCACUGGCGGUGGCAGUGGCGGUAAUGGGGGAGGGAGGGAGGCGGAAGGAAGUGGGGGGGGCAGAGGCGCGGCACAAGGUGCUUCGGAGAGCGCUGGCGCAGUGGGGGGCGGCGGAGAUGGCGGGGCGGAGGCCUCUGGCGCGGCAGCCAGGCAGGCGGGCAGGGGGAAUCUCUGGGGAGGGUUUGGGCUGUUUGGGGGCAUAGGGGGACUUCGUCCAGGGGGAGCAGCGCGGGAGGGAAGAGGAGGCGCAGGGGAAGGAGGUGAGGAGCAGGAGCCUGGUCCAGAUGGCGGUGGUGGUGCUGUGGCUGUGAGUCAACGGCGAACUGGUGCUGCUGUGCCUGUGGCAGGAGUGGCACCACGCGGAGCAGCAGAUACCACCCAAGGGCCCUUCUCCCCGCGUUCGCCGCCUGUUGCCGCUCCUCCGCCCCGCAUGCCACCCCUGCUUCCCCCCUCCCCCCAUGCCGCUGUGCUGCCCUUCUCCCCCCAUCCUACCCUCCUUACAGGAACCUCCACCUCACCGCCUCGACCGCCCCCCAACCGCACUCCACCCACUGCAACCCAACCGGGAGCGCUUCCCCAAGUGAAUACUACAGGCAUUCCAAUGACCGCCAAUCCCCUGAACCUGCUCCCACUCACCGCGCCUGCCAACCCCGCCGCUGCUGCAACCGCCGCGGAGGCAGCAGGAGCGGGCAUCCCCGCGGGCGCGCGGGUGAUGGUGUUCGUGGGGAACCCGCCGCGCCUGCUGGGGGAGGUGCCCGAGGGCGAGCUGGAGCCCUUCCUGCGCGCGCUGCCCCAGGGCGCCGUUACUGUCCUGAGGGCUGGCGAAAUCGGGUUACCAGAGGGCGCGGGGCCUGCUGCUGUGGCGACGAACAUGGCUGCUUCGUUCAUGGAGCAGCAGGUGAGCGGUGGGGAGCAGCAGGUGGAGGUGUUAUUCGUGCUGUGUGCGCUGUGCGGGGGCAAACGCAAGGAGGCGGUGCAGGACCAGCUGGCGGCGCUGGGGCUGGUGGGCAUCCUCGUGGACUCGUUUGACCGCCUCAACUGGUCCGCCCCGCUGCCGCCGCCCGCUGAGCCCCAUGGCAUCCACGGCCCCGGCUGCUCCUGCAACCCCGAGUCGGCCCUGAAGAUCCAGUACCUGCGUCUCAUUCACAACUUCUGUGACCGGGACGGCCCCAACCUGCACAACAAGCUGCUGCUCGCCUCGCCCGGUGGUGUACCACCGCCCCUCGCUGCUGGUACCCCACCCCUGAUUGCUGCCCCGGGUAUCGCUGCAAGUGUAAGCACCCUUGGAAGCAUGCCUGCUGGUGGUGUUGCUGCUGGUGGUGCUGGUGGUGGGGGGACCAUCAGUGGUGGCAGCAGCAGCUCCAGCGGCAGCAGCGGGGGUGUGGAUGGGAGGGUGCAGGGAAGCACGCAGGGAGAGGGAAACGCACAGGGGCGGGGACAAGGAGAGGGAGAGGGAGAGGAGCACGGGUAUGCGCUGGGGUUUGGGGCGAGCUUAGGGCGGGCGCUAGGGUUUUCACCAAACCAGUGGCUGCCUGGCUUGGGUAUCAGAGAUGGCGCAGGUGACUCUGGUGUGUUGCCCCAGGCCGUGGGAGUGGGCGCCAGCAGAGGAGAGGGAAGCAGCGCGCAAGCAGCAGCAUGUGCAACAGAAGCAGCAGCAGCAGCGGGAGCAGGUGGGGUGGUGGAGGGCGGGGCGGGCAAGGAGGGGAAGAACGAGGCGUUGAUGCUGAAGAUCAUCCGAGUGCUCAUGAAGGAGUCCGCCGACUCCGUGUACCGCUUCUGGCUCGCCUCCUGUGUCGAGGCGUUUCUCCGAGGCUCCAACCCGCGUGACCAGCAGCUGGUCGCGGCCACAGGCCUCAUGGAGCACCUCGUGGAGGAGAUUCUCCGAGGGGCGUCGGGCUUUAAGUGUGCGGCGUCCCUGCAGAUCGACUUUGACCUGCUGGGCGAGCUCGUCAAGUUCAACCCGGUGCUGUUCCGGCGGCUGGCGGCGCUGGUGCAGGGCGAGCGGUUCAGCCGGUUCAUCGAGGUGCUGGUGGCGCACCUGGUGGACUCCAACGUCUUCAUCCGCUCCGUCAUGCUCUCCCUCCACGCCUUCCGCACCGCCCUCCCCACCCCGCCCUACCUCGGCCCUUGCCCCACGCCUGCGCUCCCCCCUCCUGUGCUGUCCCCCGCCAUCCCAUCCACGUCCGCUGCGCCGUCGCUAGCAUCGUCCUCCUCAAGCCCUGCGCCUGACCUGCGGUCCUCUUCAGCUGCUUCUGCUGCUGCUUGUGGGGAAGAGGAGGCAAAGAAGGAGUCGAGAGUUGCUGCUGACGGUACUGAUGCUGAUGCUGGUGGCGGCGGGAGUGGUGGUGAUGGGGAUGGUGGCGAUGCCAACAGCAGCUCAGGCGAGGGCACAGAGAGAAGGGGCAGGGAGAGGGAAGAGGAGUCGGCUCUCAAGGGCACACCCCGUAGUGCAUCACCACGUGGGGUUGCUGAAGCAUCGUCAGCAGCAGAGGCGGCUGCAGACAGGAAGGGGAAAAAGAAGGUGGAGGAAGGGGGAAGGAGUGCAGAGAGAGGAAGUGCAUGGGAGGCGAAGGGGAAGGCAAAGGGGAAGGGGGUGAUGGGGGAGGGGUCGGCGGUGGUGGGGGAGGAGGAGGAGGAGUUGGCAUCGCCCCUGGCGGCGUUCAUGGAGUGCAACUCGGUGCUGCUGCUGCGCGACCUCAUGCUCGUCGUGCGCCUGGGCGACAUCAACCAGGACAACAUCUGUGUGCUCAACACGGCACUCAUCUUCUUCAUCUUCGCCAAUCGCAACGCGCAGCUCCUCUCUCUGCUCUCCGCCCUCCGAGCCGCCGACAAGGCCCAGCCUGCAUCACUUGCCGCUUCCACCACCCUCCUCCAACCCUCCUCCCCUUCCUCUCCUGCUAACCCGUCCUCCCCUUCUCCACCCUCCUCGCCCUCCUCGCCCUCCUCACGCUCACCCUCUUUUUUCUCCAAGCCUCCGUCCUCUGCUCUCAUCAACCCCUCUCUGCUGCCUGACCCGGUUUCUUCCAACUCUGAAGAUUUGUCCACCGGGGUCGGCCCGGGGAGCGUGAUGAAAAACUUUCGGGCGCUGCUGGACUUUUGGCGGGAGUAUUAUCUGAGGAAGAGGGGCAGGGACUGUGCCAGCCUGCAGUUCUCCACCAACAUUCCCUUCACCGAGUGGCUCCGAGUGGUGGAGAUGCUUUGUGCCUCGCCCGACUGCCCGACCUCGCUUCUGUACUGCCCGCCUCUGCCCGCUAGUGGCUCGCAGUGCUCCUCUGUUGGCCUCAGGGUUGACCCCCCUCCCCGACGGUGCUGA